AUGGAUGUCUACUUGAUGAUUUGCCAUCACAAGACAACAAUCUUCACUGAGGCCAAAGAAAAAACAACUGUGCGUGAGUUGAAAGAGGGUGGACUGAAGAGGCCAUGGGAGGAGCAGUGGCUCUACAAAGAUGAGCAGCUGCUGGAUGAUGAUGAUAGGACUUUGCUAGUCAGUGGCUUAAGCAGCCAAAGCUGCCAUCCUCAUGCUCCUGCCACAGUGGGCUUGGCUUUAUUCAGACCUGGCAAUGGCACCUUUGAACCAUUGCAUAUUGACCUCUUCUCAAGCACCUCAGAGCUACCUGAUAUUAGGGAGUCACAGGAGUCUGAUAGAAGCUCUAGUGAGCAAACCUUGCACUAA
Messenger RNA from Antrostomus carolinensis (chuck-will's-widow), 357 nucleotides. It is a transcript of the gene ELOB, whose product is annotated as elongin B. Lineage: Eukaryota; Metazoa; Chordata; Aves; Caprimulgiformes; Caprimulgidae. The record is from RefSeq and is a predicted model, not a curated record. Gene Ontology annotation, cellular component: elongin complex; VCB complex. Gene Ontology annotation, biological process: transcription elongation by RNA polymerase II.